CCGCCCGCCACAUCUCCUCCGCUCUACCCCUGCGCGCGCCGCUGGCGUCUCGUGCCGGCACUCUAGGCAUUCGCCAUUUCUCCAUCGCAAUGCUUCUCCGCGCCCUCCCCUUGCCGCCCUCCGCUCCGCGGAUCCCCCGCCCUUCCGCCGCCCUAACAUCCCGCCCCAUGGAGGUCAGUCUUCCCCAUGCCAACGCCUGCGCCGUCCCGUGCGCGGCGAUGGCGGAGGGCCGCGGAGCGGAGCCCGCGGAGAGGAGAGGCGGCGGACUGGUUGGGGGGACAGCAGGCAGCCGCGGGUGGCGGGGAGCAGGCAUGGCGCUCCGAGCGCGAGGUGAGAGCGCAGCGAGCUGUGCUGCGUGGGACAGCAACAGCAGCAGCAGCAGCAGAGCGCCAGCCAUCAAUGCGCCCAACGCCGUGCCUCACAGCAGCACCAGCACGAGCAGCAGCAAGGAGGGCGGCGUGGGGGAGGGCGGCAGCGGGGGCGGGGGCGUGGUGGUGCUGUUUGACGUGAUGGACACGCUCGUGCGCGACCCCUUCUACCACCACAUCCCACGCUUCUUCAACAUGAGUAUGGCGGAGUUGCUGCAGCAGAAGCACCCGACGGCGUGGGUGGAGUUUGAGUGCGGGCGCAUCUCGGAGGCGCAGCUGCACCAGCACUUCUUCGCCGACAGCCGCCAGUUCGACAUCCAAGGGCUGAAGGCCACCAUGCAAGAGGCGUACGAGUGGGUGGACGGCAUGGAGCCCAUGCUCGCUGCACUCAACGCUCAUGGCAUCGCCACACAUGCCUUCACCAACUACCCCCUCUGGUACCACAUGAUCGAGGACAAGCUGCGCCUCUCGCGCUACCUGCAAUGGACCUUCGUCUCCUGCCACAUGGGAGUGCGCAAGCCCUCCCCUGAGGCGUACAAAGCAGCGCUGGCUACCCUGGCGGUUGACCCCUCCGCAUGCAUCUUCAUUGACGACAGGGAGUCAAAUGUAGCAGCAGCACGGGGGGUGGGCAUGGCAGGUAUAACAUUCCAGUCCGCCAAGCAGCUAGCAGCCGAACUGUCACCUCUCCUUAAUAUUCCACUCUGAAAUUUUGUUAAACAUUUUUGUUCUCAGA
This is a messenger RNA of Closterium sp. NIES-67, 1101 nucleotides long. Lineage: Eukaryota; Viridiplantae; Streptophyta; Zygnematophyceae; Desmidiales; Closteriaceae. The record is from the annotation of a GenBank genome assembly.